AUGAACGUACUUCUUCUGAACGCCAGUGAGCCUAGAUGGAAGAACCAACGCCGUAUUAUACACUCAUGUAUGACUAGUGUACCAAAAGCCGAUGCUGGGCUCGAAUUUUUGCAUUUCGAAUCUGCAAAGUUCCUUAACGAGAUUGCCAGUGCUGGGCAAAAGGAAAAGUCAAGCUCAAAGUUGUGGGACAGCCUCUCCAGAUAUACCUACAGUACUUUUGCUUCUCAGGUAUUUGGAAUGGAGAUCCCGGAUACCAAUAACCCGGUCAUUGGCUAUAUUCACGAAACUGGUCUCGCGCAGAUUCUUGGCACACUUCCCGGAUCACAUAUCGUUGAUGUGCUACCAUUUCUCGAUAUGCUCCCCAUCUUUCUCAAGCCAUGGGAGCAAAGCUCACGGGCACGGUUCAGAAGGGACUUGGAAUGGUCCAUGAAGCAUUUGAAUCGAGUUGAAGACCCCACAUCGACUGACCGAGGAAUCUCACAAGAGAGCUUCCUUCGUACUCUUAUUCAGAACUCGAAUAAGUUCGGGGUUGAGCUUGAGGAAGCAGCAUAUCUUUCUCUAAUGGUGGUCAUGGCUGCAGCAGAUACGAGCCAAAUGUCUACUUGGUCUUUUCUUGAAGCCAUGCUUCAAUUUCCAGAUGUUCAAAAGAAGGCUCAAAAAGAGAUUGAUGACGUUGCUGGUGACCGAAUCCCUGUUUUUGAGGAUCUUGACUCGAUUCCAUACGUGCGCUGCAUUAUGAAAGAAGUCUGGCGCUGGCGCCCACCGGUCGCUUUGGGACAUCCACAUGUAACCACUAAGGAGCUUGAAUACGGAGGCUACCGUAUCCCGAAGGGCUCAAGGAUUCAUAUCAAUGCCUGGGCCAUCGGACACGACGCUAACCGCCACAAAGACCCGGAAAGAUUCUGGCCAGAGCGAUAUUCCCAUGAUAAAACAACUACAAUGGAGAGUAUCAACUCUCCAGAUGUUACCCAGCGAGAUCACUUUGCUUUUGGCUCGGGAAGGCGCGUGUGUCCCGGCUACCACGUUGCCGAACGCUCCCUUGGGGUUUCUAUCAUGCGUAUACUUUGGGCAUUUGACAUCAAGCCUUCUUCGACAGCAAAGCUUCCACUGGAUCCCUCGAAAUACCGUGGGCAGCCCCCCGGGAAUCCGAAUAGCGAUCUACCAGUGGCGUUGUUCCCCAGGAAUGGGAAGAAUGAACUCAUAAAGAAAGCCUAUGAUGAUGCGGUGCAAAGUAGAGUACCUAUGACCAAGCUUGAGGCGUAG
Molecule: messenger RNA, 1263 nt
Organism: Penicillium longicatenatum
Lineage: Eukaryota; Fungi; Ascomycota; Eurotiomycetes; Eurotiales; Aspergillaceae
Product: cytochrome P450
Exons: 13
Coding region: 1-1263 (420 amino acids)
Molecular function (GO): iron ion binding; oxidoreductase activity, acting on paired donors, with incorporation or reduction of molecular oxygen; monooxygenase activity
Source: RefSeq, a predicted model, not a curated record